UCACCUGACAAGACAGCUCUUCCUGCUAAGUGAGGCGUUCCUACAAUGAACGUUCUUCGAUCGCAAUAGAGCACUUUAUGUGUUUUUUCUGUGAUUGCAUUGAAGAGAAGUUCUUUGAUACAGUUUGCUGUAGCCUAACAUUUCGUUUAUUAUCUCCAAGAUAACGAGUCUGACGUUAGGGGUUGCUAUAGCCGUCGUUUUAGCAAGUUAGCUUCUUUCACAAUGCAAACAUUUCGUUGCUUGUCAUAAGGAAGGAAUUAAACCCUCGUCGUAUUUAGUCCAACACAUGCAGACAUGGCUUCUAUUCUUGAUGAAUAUGAAGACUCUCAGAACAUUCGCCACCCGGUUCAUUCGCAUAACCGCUUGCCAGCAACCAACAUUGGGAUAACUCAUUCGGGAUUUGUGAAUGUAAGGUUGGAGGAAGAAAAGCCCAUAUUCAACAAACAACGGAUUGAUUUUUCCCCUCCUGAAAAGAUAAACCAUUUUGCAGUAUGCAACAAUCAGCUUUGCAUGAGUUUGGGAAAAGACACUAUUCUAAGAAUUGAUCUUGGAAAACCAGAUCAGCCGAACCAAGUAGAGUUGGGCCGUAAAGAUGACAGCAAAGUGCACAAACUCUUCCUCGAUCCCACAGGUUCUCAUCUGGUAAUCAGUCUUACCUCAAGUGAAUGUGUCUAUUUGAAUAGAAACACCCAGAAGAUCCGAAGCCUCUCAAGGUGGAGGGGUCAUCUCAUUGAGAGUGUGGGUUGGAACAAAGUGCUUGGAACUGAGGUGACAACAGGGCCCAUUCUUGUGGGCACCAGUCAAGGCAUCAUCUUUGAAGCUGAGAUUUCUGCCUCUGAGGGUAGCUUGUUCAACACUAACCCAGAUCAGUACUUUAGACAGGUCCACUCUCUUGAAGAGGAUGGGAAACCAGCACCUGUUUGCUGUCUUGAGGUUGAACGUGGUUUGGAGUCAAAAUACUUCAUCAUUGCCACUACCCGGAAGCGCCUAUUUCAGUUUGUGGGGAAGGUAGCAGAGGGAUCUGAGCAGCAAGGUUUCAGUUCCAUCUUUUCUCAAAACCAGGAACUACUUCCCAGUUUUCAGGAGUUUCCUGUCAACAUGGGCUACAGUGAAAUUACCUUUUAUACUUCCAAGCUCCGCACAUGUCCCAAAGCCUUUGCCUGGAUGAUGGGCAAUGGUGUGUUAUAUGGCCAGCUGGACUAUGUCAGACUUGAUUCACUCCUUAGUGAUGUCGAAGUGUGGGAGUACACAUCAGAUAUCGACUUCAAUUUCAACAAGCCCAUAUCCAUUGUGCUCACCCAGUUUCACUUCUUGCUUCUCCUUCCAGACAGAGUGAAAGCUAUUUGUACCUUAAAUGGGCAAGUGGUACAUGAGGAUGUAUUUCCGGAUAAAUUUGGCACCUUGAAAAAGAUGAUCAAAGACCCGGCAGGAGGGCUGGUGUGGAUUUAUACAGAGAAGGCUGUCUUUCGUUACCACAUACAGAGAGAGGCAAGAGAUGUCUGGCAGAUGUAUAUGAACAUGAACAGGUUUGAUUUGGCCAAAGAAUACUGCCAGGAUCGUCCAGAGUGCAUGGACAUGGUCCUUGCCAAAGAGGCAGAGCACUGCUUUCAGAAUAAACGUUAUCUGGAAAGUGCUAAAUGCUAUGCCCUAACCCAGAACUACUUUGAAGAGAUUGCACUUAAGUUUAUUGAAGCAAAGCAAGAAGAAGCCCUGAAAGAGUUCCUCAUGAAAAAGCUGAACAAUCUGAAGCCAAGUGAGAAGACUCAGAUCACUUUGCUUGUUACCUGGCUGACGGAGCUUUACCUCAAUCGACUUGGGCUUCUUGAGUCUGAUGACGGCAAGAAUGCUCUUCUCCAAAACACUCGUGAUGAGUUCAGACGCUUUCUGAGCAGCACCAAACACAAAGAAUGUUUCUACAACAACCGAGACACUAUCUAUGACCUGCUGGCUAGUCAUGGCAAUGUAGAUGACAUGGUGUAUUUCUCAGUCAUCAUGCAAGACUAUGAGAGAGUUAUUUCACACCACUGUCAACACGAUGACUACAGUGCAGCUUUGGAAGUUCUGUCAAAACACUGUGAUGAAAAGCUGUUCUACAAAUUCUCUCCUGUCUUAAUGCAGCACAUACCCAAGAAAGUGGUUGAUGCCUGGAUCCAAAUGGGAAACAGACUUGAUCCCAAGAAGCUCAUUCCAGCUCUGGUGAACUACAGUCAGAUGGGAAGCACUCAGCAGAUAAAUGAAACCAUUCGGUACAUGGAAUUCUGUGUAUAUCAGCUCGAAGUGAAGGAAGAAGCCAUCCACAAUUACUUACUGUCCUUAUAUGCAAAAUAUAAGCCUGACUCACUUUUAUGGUACCUAGAGCAGGCUGGCACACAAGCUUCGGAAAUCAACUAUGACCUGAAAUAUGCUCUACGGUUGUGUGCUGAACAUGGAUAUCUACAGGCAUGUGUCCUUGUCUACAAGAUUAUGGAGCUGUAUGAAGAAGCUGUGGAUUUAGCAUUGCAGGUGGAUGUAGACCUAGCCAAGUCCUGUGCAGACCUUCCAGAGGAUGAUGAGGAAUUGAGAAAGAAGCUGUGGCUGAAAAUCGCUCGGCAUGUUGUGCAAGAAGAGAAGGACGUAAAGAAGGCCAUGAACUGUCUAUCCAGCUGUAACCUCUUAAAGAUUGAGGACAUCUUACCGUUCUUUCCAGAUUUUGUCACUAUUGACCACUUUAAAGAGGCAAUAUGUAGUUCCUUAGAGGAGUAUAAUCAGCACAUUGAAGAGCUGAAACAGGAGAUGGAAGAGGCUACAGAGAGUGCUAAACGAAUCCGAGAAGAUAUUCUGGAAAUGAGAAACAAGUAUGGUGUGGUUGAGUCCCAAGAGAAAUGUGCAACUUGUGACUUUCCUCUUCUCAACCGCCCGUUCUACCUUUUUCUAUGUGGCCAUAUGUUUCACUAUGACUGCCUCUAUCAGGAGGUUAGUACGCACCUCUACACACAUGAGCAGACCAAGCUAGAGGAGCUACAGAAGAAGCUUGCAGGUGUUACCGUGACAACCAAGUCUCGUCAUCGGCAAAAGGAGGAUGAUUCAGUCAGUUUGGGAAUUACCCAUGUUAGCCGUGAACAGAUUAAGUCUGAUAUUGAUGAUAUCAUUGCAUCUGAGUGUGUGUACUGUGGUGAGCGGAUGAUCAAGUCUAUUGAUAAGCCUUUUAUUGAUCCAGAGAGGUUUGAGGAGGAGAAGUCAACCUGGUUAUGAGAAUGCAUUCCUCCUUCCUCUAGAUCUGACAUCAUGUAGAAAUCUUAUGGCAUGUGAUUUAUUUGUUAAUUACAGUAGAAUGCUUUUGAAUGCUGCUUCAGGGUUUUUGAGCAGCUUGUUUAUUUAGAAAUGUAUUUUUAAAUGAGUCACAUGUUUAUAAGUAAUAGUUGAUAUGCCUACUUUUACUCAAGUUAAAUGAUCUACUUUUCAGUUGUUGUAAAGCAUUUUCCAGUGGUUGUCCUUUGAGUCAUUGCAAUGCCAUUGUCAUAAGAAUUGUAUAAUAUUCAUGCACAAUACUACUAUUUGUUUGUAUGUCCCUCAUUGGCAAUAUAUUUAACAUGUGAUUUGUGAUAGGAAACCAAUGAAAAUGAUUGUUUCAGUGCACAAUAAUAGGCCUAGGCUAGCUUGUCUAUUUAUGCUGCCCAUCUCGCUAAUAUUCAUUAAAACGAUUAUUACAGUA
Alosa alosa (allis shad) is the source of this 3691-nucleotide messenger RNA. RefSeq names its product VPS18 core subunit of CORVET and HOPS complexes (gene vps18). The record is from RefSeq and is a predicted model, not a curated record. Gene Ontology annotation, molecular function: protein-macromolecule adaptor activity. Lineage: Eukaryota; Metazoa; Chordata; Actinopteri; Clupeiformes; Clupeidae. The transcript is spliced from 5 exons. Gene Ontology annotation, cellular component: endosome; HOPS complex. Gene Ontology annotation, biological process: lysosome organization; intracellular protein transport; organelle fusion. The coding region runs from base 295 to 3231 and encodes 978 amino acids.